AUGAGCACCGCCACCACUCUGCGCUCGUCGUCUCUCAUGGCCAUCCUCCUCCUCGCCUCCUUGUUCGUCACUCUAGGCUCCGAAAAGUCAGCAAAAGAAUCGUCGCCGUCCGCUUGCGCCGACGAGCUCGUCCGUUUCUCGCCGUGCCUAUCGUACGUGGCGUCGGCGCCGAACAACCUCUCCGACUCGCCGACCUCCAAGUGCUGUGAGGCAUUCUCGUCUGCAGCCGACUCAGGCCGCGCUGUUUGCCUCUGCUACCUGGUCCAAGAUCCUCUGAUGCUAGGCUUUCCGGUGACCGUCGCUCGCGUCCUCUCUCUCUCUUCAAUUUUCCGUAGCCGGAACUUCACCACUAUUUCUACUUUUCUUCAGUCUCUCUGCUCAGGUUCUUGA
Messenger RNA from Rosa chinensis, 390 nucleotides. RefSeq names its product non-specific lipid transfer protein GPI-anchored 25. The coding region runs from base 1 to 390 and encodes 129 amino acids. The transcript has a single exon. The record is from RefSeq and is a predicted model, not a curated record. NCBI's taxonomy places the organism in Eukaryota, Viridiplantae, Streptophyta, Magnoliopsida, Rosales, Rosaceae.